Messenger RNA from Habropoda laboriosa, 1700 nucleotides. RefSeq lists its product as uncharacterized. The record is from RefSeq and is a predicted model, not a curated record. The transcript is spliced from 6 exons. Lineage: Eukaryota; Metazoa; Arthropoda; Insecta; Hymenoptera; Apidae. The coding region runs from base 33 to 1700 and encodes 555 amino acids.
UUUUAUCAAAUUAUAGUAUAAUACAAAACCAUAUGUAUUUCUCUGAAGAUACUUUAACUCGUAAAACAAAUGAAACAAUUGAAAAAAGAUUGAAGUUUUCAAAGAUAGAAGAGAAUGGAAUUAAGAACAACAUUCAAGGUUUUGGACUAAAUUUUACUACUACGAAAUGGGAGGAAGCUAUUGUAAUUAUUAACAUUGUUAAUAAUGAGUUUAGAAGAAAGGGAAAAUUGCAUUAUGAAAAUUUUAAAAAAUCGGAAGAAGCUGCACAUUUGUUCAAAGUGAUAUGUACAAAUGUAACAUCUAUACCCAUGUAUAACAUUAUACAGACUUUACGAAUUUUAAUAAAGUGGAAUAUUCCACAGGAUACUGUACUAAUUCAAACAUUACUUCAAAGAAUACGUGCUUCUGUGAAUGAUUUGUCUGUUGCAAAAAUAAUGGUUGUGUACUACAUAUUGCAUAAUCUAAACAAGUGUCCUCUGACUAAUUCUUUAUUUAUUGCUUUGCCUCAUGUUUUUAAUAAUCAAGCACAAAUUGAACUUAAUUCAGAAAGUGUUAAUUUGAUGAAAGCUCUUAAAUUUUCUACUUUUAUUGGUGAUAUACAGACAGGAAGAUAUAUCUUGAGUAUUUUAAAUAAGAAUAUAAGAAUAUUACGAAUAGAAAACGUAAUAGACAUUAUCUCUGCAUUAGACUUAGAUUGGGUGAUAUUGAAACCAUACUUUAUUACAUUUCUAGCAGCUAUACAAAUGAGUAAGCAGACAAUGGCAUUUUAUGAUGAAGGUUUAAUAAAUGUGUUAGUUUCUGCUGUAUCAAAGAGUGAUGUUACCUUUCAUGUGAGAAUAACUGUUUUAAAGUACUUGAAUAAGAUGUAUUAUAGCAAUACUCCUUUCUUAAAUGAUUUAAUACAAGCAUGUUGUAACGAUACAAAUUACAUGAGAAACUGUACAUUAGAAGACAUAUAUUAUAUUACUAAGGCUUUUGUUAUUGCUGAUUAUGAACUUGGAGAAAAUAUGCAAACAAUUUUAAAAGAGCAUAUUAUUAAUCUAGAUUGUUCCACAAAAAGUAUAAUACCUGUUACUUUUCAUUUACUUUCUUUGAAUUGUUAUUGUCCAGAAUUUUUAGAAAGGAUAUUCACUUUCUACAAUAAAAUGUCAAUAAUUGAUAAUGAAACUAUACAAAAUAUUUUAAAAUUACAUUGGUGUAUUAAACUUCUUUAUCCUAGUUAUAAUAAAGUUAUGCUAGAUGAAAAUAAAUUAAAUAAAAUUGAAAAUAAAAAAAUACAUGAAAAGGAUAAUAUUUCUUUAAUGGAAAGGUUAAAAGAAGCUUGUGAAGGCGAUAAAUAUGUGAAAAGUGGUUUACAAACAAAAUGGGGGCAAUUUGUUGAUUGUGUUGUUGUUAUACAACCAAAUGGCUUUCUUAUGGAUAUUAGCAACUAUGAUAAUAUUACAUUUAUUGAAGAGUUAGCCUCACUGCCAGAAUGCAAUAAAAUUCUCUUUUUUAUCUUUCCAAAAAGAGCAUAUUCUGUCAAUGUAAAGAAUAUGUUAUCUACGGUGAAAGUACAAUUGAAAGCAAUAGAACAAUUGCCAGGAUAUUAUCCGUUUGUUAUAAACCCAUAUUUGUGGGAAAAUUUAUCUAAUAAAGAAAAGGUACUACAUCUUCAACAAGCUAUAGAACAAAAGUGUAAUAAUAUUUCAAAUAUUUAA